Anarrhichthys ocellatus (wolf-eel) is the source of this 7109-nucleotide messenger RNA. RefSeq names its product plexin-A1-like. Gene Ontology annotation, cellular component: semaphorin receptor complex; plasma membrane. The coding region runs from base 1 to 4263 and encodes 1420 amino acids. Lineage: Eukaryota; Metazoa; Chordata; Actinopteri; Perciformes; Anarhichadidae. Gene Ontology annotation, biological process: semaphorin-plexin signaling pathway; regulation of cell migration. Gene Ontology annotation, molecular function: semaphorin receptor activity. The record is from RefSeq and is a predicted model, not a curated record. The transcript has 29 exons.
AUGUGGCACACUGUUCGAGAAUUGGCUUUCAUUAAAAGAGCCAUCGAGAGGCAGACGGAGCGGGAGUGUGCGGAUGUGUGUCUGUGGGUGGUGAGAGUUCCAGUGGAAAGCUGCGAGCAGUACACCACUUGUGGGGAGUGUUUGGGCUCCAGAGACCCUCACUGUGGAUGGUGUGUCCUCCACAAUGUUUGUUCGCGUAAGGACCGGUGUGAACGAGCAGGAGAGCCCCAGAGGUUUGCCUCCGACCAGAGGCAGUGUGUGGAGCUCACCGUUCAGCCAAGAAAUAUCUCCGUCACCAUGUCUGAAGUCCAGCUGGUCCUCCAGGCUCGUAACGUGCCUGAUCUUUCAGCGGGGGUCAACUGCUCCUUCGAGGACUACGUGGAGACGGAGGGACGGAUCCAGGGUGGACUCAUCUUUUGCCUGUCUCCUUCAGUCCGGGAAAUCAUCCCGAUCACAAGGAACAAAGGUGACAAGCGGGUAGUGAAGCUCUAUCUGAAGUCCAAGGAGACGGGCAAGAAGUUUGCCGACGUCGACUUUGUCUUCUACAACUGCAGCGUCCACCAGUCCUGCCUCUCCUGUGUGAAUGGUUCAUUCCCGUGCCACUGGUGCAAGUACCGCCACAUGUGCACCCAGAACGCCAACGACUGCUCUUUCCAGGAGGGACGCGUCAACAUCUCUGAGGACUGCCCUCAGAUCCUUCCCUCGACCCAGAUCUACAUCCCUGUCGGGGUGACAAAGCCGAUCACCUUGGCUGCCAAGAACCUGCCCCAGCCCCAGUCAGGACAGAGGAACUACGAGUGUGUCUUCCACAUCCAGGGGGAGACCCAGAAUGUGCCCGCCCUGCGCUUCAACAGUACCUCCAUCCAGUGCCAGAAAACAGCGUAUGCCUAUGAGGGCAAUGACAUCAGCGACCUGCCAGUGGAUUUGUCUGUGGUUUGGAACGGAAACUUUGUCAUCGACAACCCCUUCAUUAUCCAAGCCCACCUGUAUAAGUGCUAUGCCCUGAGGGACAGCUGUGGGAUGUGUCUGAAGGCAAACCCCAGGUUUGAGUGCGGCUGGUGCGUACAGGAGAAGAAGUGCUCCAUGAGGCAGGAGUGUACUCCUCCAGAAAGCACUUGGAUGCACGCCACCACAGGAAACAGCCGCUGUGCACACCCCAAGAUCAUCAAGUUGACGCCGGAGACGGGGCCCAGGCAGGGAGGGACCAUGCUGACCAUCACGGGCGAGAACCUGGGUCUGCAGUUCAAAGACAUCCAGAGCGGAGUCCGCAUCGGCAAGGUGGCCUGCAACCCUCAGGAGGACCAGUACAUCAGUGCUGAGCAGAUUGUGUGCCGACUGAAUGAUGCUACAGGUUACAGGGUGCAGGAGGCUCAGGUAGAAGUGUGCGUUAGGGACUGCACUCACCCAGACUACAAAGCAGUGUCCACCAAGGCCUUCACCUUUGUGUCUCCGUACUUUACCCGUGUCCUUCCGUCCACUGGGCCGCUGUCCGGAGGAACAAGGAUCACCAUUGAAGGCAGUCAUCUCAAUGCAGGCAGUGCUGUAGCGGUGAAAAUAGGACUUCACCCGUGUCGCUUCGAGAGGCGGAGCAACAAGGAGAUAGUGUGCGUGACUCCGGCGGGGCAAACCGCGGGUACCACCCCGGUCAUGGUGGACAUCAACUCUGCUGAGCUGAGGAACCCAGAGGUCAAGUUCAAUUACUCUGACGAUCCCACCAUCCUCAAGAUCGAGCCCGACUGGAGUAUCGCCAGUGGAGGAACUAUGUUGACCAUAACUGGAACCAAUCUGGCCACCAUCAAGGAGCCCAAAAUGAGAGCCAAGUAUGGAGCUGCCAAGUCAGAAAAUAACUGCACGGUUGUGAACAACACCGUGAUGGUGUGUCUGGCGCCCUCUGUGGCCGGAUCUGACAAAAGCUUCUCAGAGUCGGGCAGCCGUCCUGAUGAGAUCGGCUUUGUCAUGGACGACGUGCGCUCCGUGCUGGUGGUAAACGAGACUUUCAGCUACCACCCGGACCCCGUGUUCGAACCUCUGAGCCCCUCGGGCAUGCUGGAGCUGAAGCCCGGCUCACCACUCAUACUCAAGGGCCGUAACCUAAUUCCCGCAGCCCCAGGAAACGCUAAGCUGAACUACACGGUGCUGAUCGGGGAGACGCCCUGCGUUCUCACCCUGUCUGAGAGCCAGCUGCUGUGUGAAUGGCCCAACCUGACCGGAGAACACAAAGUCACUGUGCGUGUUGGAGGCUUUGAAUACUCACCGGGGACCUUGCAGAUCUACUCGGACAGCCUGCUCACUCUGCCUGCCAUCAUUGGUAUCGGAGGAGGUGGCGGCUUACUCUUGCUGGUUAUCAUUGUGGUGCUGAUUGCUUAUAAGAGGAAGUCGCGGGACGCCGACCGCACCCUCAAACGGCUGCAACUGCAGAUGGACAACCUAGAGUCCAGGGUGGCCCUUGAGUGCAAGGAAGCCUUUGCGGAGCUGCAGACCGACAUCCAUGAACUCACUCAGGAGCUGGACGGAGCAGGAAUCCCCUUUCUGGACUACCGCACCUACGCCAUGAGAGUCCUGUUUCCUGGGAUUGAGGACCAUCCUGUACUUAAGGAGAUGGAGGUACGGGUCCCCGCUAACACGGAGAAGGCCCUGACAUUGUUCGGCCAGCUGCUGACCAAAAAGCACUUCCUGCUGACCUUCAUCCGCACCUUGGAAGCACAGCGGUCCUUUUCCAUGCGAGACCGGGGCAACGUGGCCUCCCUCAUCAUGACGGCGCUGCAGGGGGAGAUGGAGUACGCCACGGGCGUCCUCAAACAGCUCCUGUCUGACCUCAUCGACAAAAACCUGGAGAGCAAGAACCACCCGAAGCUUUUACUCAGGAGGACGGAGUCAGUCGCUGAAAAGAUGCUCACCAACUGGUUCACCUUCCUGCUUUACAAGUUCCUCAAGGAGUGUGCUGGUGAGCCUCUCUUCAUGCUGUACUGCGCCAUGAAGCAGCAAAUGGAAAAGGGACCAAUAGACUCAAUCACAGGAGAGGCCCGCUACUCCCUCAGCGAGGACAAACUCAUCAGGCAGCAGAUUGACUACAAGACUUUGACGCUACACUGUGUGAACCCAGAGAAUGAAAACGCUGCGGAGGUGACCGUUAAGAGCCUGAACUGUGACACAGUGACGCAGGUGAAGGAGAAGCUGCUCGACGCUGUGUACAAGGGCACACCGUACUCCCAGAGACCAAAGGCCUCCGAUAUGGACCUGGAAUGGCGGCAGGGUAGGAUGGCUCGCAUCAUCCUUCAGGACGAGGAUGUCACAACUAAGAUAGACAACGACUGGAAGAGACUCAACACCUUGGCUCACUACCAGGUGACAGAUGGCUCGGUGAUUGCCCUGGUGCCUAAACAGAACUCGGCCUACAACAUCUCCAACUCCUCCACAUUCACCAAGUCCCUCAGCAGAUACGAGAGUAUGCUGAGGACAGCCAGCAGUCCAGACAGCUUGCGCUCCCGAACACCCAUGAUCACCCCCGACCUCGAGAGCGGCACCAAACUGUGGCACCUGGUUAAGAACCACGACCACUCAGACCAGAGGGAAGGGGACAGAGGGAGCAAGAUGGUCUCUGAGAUCUACCUGACCAGACUGCUGGCCACCAAGGGUACACUCCAGAAGUUUGUGGAUGACCUGUUCGAGACCAUCUUCAGCACAGCGCACCGAGGAAGCGCCCUGCCUCUCGCCAUCAAGUACAUGUUUGACUUCUUGGACGAGCAGGCAGACAAACACUCCAUAUCAGACUCUGAUGUACGGCACACUUGGAAGAGCAACUGUCUUCCUCUUCGGUUCUGGGUGAACGUGAUCAAGAACCCCCAGUUUGUCUUUGACAUCCAUAAGAACAGCAUUACCGACGCCUGCUUGUCUGUGGUGGCUCAGACCUUCAUGGACUCCUGUUCAACAUCAGAGCAUAAGCUAGGGAAGGACUCUCCUUCGAACAAGUUGCUCUACGCUAAAGACAUCCCCAACUAUAAGAACUGGGUAGAGAGGUACUACUCUGACAUCUCCAGGAUGCCGGCCAUCAGUGACCAGGACAUGAGUGCCUACCUGGCAGAGCAGUCGCGCCUGCACGCAAACCAGUUCAAUAGCAUGUCGGCCCUAAACGAGAUUUACUCCUACAUUGUCAAGUACAAGGAUGAGAUCUUGUCGGCUUUGGAGCGGGACGAGCAGGCGAGGAGACAGAGACUGAGGAGCAAGCUGGAGCAGGUCAUCGACACAAUGGCCCUGAGCAGCUGAGGACCAUCCGGCACCUCCGUCUCCUCCUUCUCUUCACUCCUCCUCUCCAUCUGUCUCUCUCCGUCGCUCCUCUCACCCAGACAACAAACAAAACUCCAACCCCCAACAAUACGAACAGACGAACUGCAAAAAGGACCAUAGCAGAAUAUUGCAAAAUGGGGGGGGGGGGGGUCGGCUGAGAUGGGCGGGCCUGUGUACGCUUACAUGUGUAUGUGUGUGUUUGUCUGCAGCCCCAUGCAGUGUGUGUGGGCUCGUGUCUGUGUGAGGGACUGGGACACCAGACAUUUUCACACAUGCAUACUUGGAGAAACAUGUCAACUGACAGCAUUUGGUUAUUGUGGAUGUUGGUGUUUGUUGUUUGCUUGAUUUUGAUUUCAGGAAGUUUUGUCGUGAUGAAGCGAUGGUCAGGAAAGAAACAAUGGAGGCCUGGAAAGAAACUCCAUGUUAUGGUAUUAACAGAAUGGAACAGUCUGUGAUGAGCCAAUGGAGAAAGGCUCUCUAGGUCAUGUGACUCCAACGGGUGUCACCGUUAUAUUUUUCUUUUCUUUUCUUUUUGUACAGAUGUAAUCAACUGCCCACUCUCUGAUCUCUCGCCACUUGUAUUACUGCUGAAUUUGCACAAUUUACAGAAACGUUACAAAGGAAGAUGAUAUAGAUAUUAUAUAGAAAUACAGCUACGUUUUUAAAGAAAGAUUAGGGAGGAAACAUUUUAGUUUUUUCCUUUUCCUUUUUAACCAACAAACAAUACAAAUACCAACAAUAAAACAUGAUUUGAUGUCUGAAGUACAAAAGAAAAAACAUUGUAGACGAAAAAAAAAAAGAAACAAAAAAGAAACAAAAAAGUCGUACUGUGCCAUGUUUUCUUUGAAUGUUGUUUAGUGCAAAGACAUUUUGUUAGAUGGAAUGUGCUACCGUAUAAUUUUAAAUAUGAACAUGCCUAGUGACUGAAAAGAACUGCUUGAGUAAUGACCCUUCAUAAGAUCCUUAUUGGAAACGACGGGAAGUGAGACGACACGGAGUCGUCCGCCUUCUCGAGUUAGGACAGUUCAUGGUGAUAAAAUGAAGUUGCUGUUGUUUCUAAUUCAAUCAGUGCAAUCUUUUGGUUUCAGACAACCAAAUAUACACUCACAGGACUGUUGCUUUCUUACGGCCACGUUCGUGUCCAGCACCACGGCUGGUUCUGUUGUUGAGGGUCAAGAAGUGAUAGUCGAGUGGAUCAUGUUAUAGUAACCGAACAAUGAAGUAGAUACAUUGCACUACCUGAAAUAUUUCCGAUACCACGUAGCCACCAUAUCCAACACUGAGGAUUACACAUGACCUGAGUUUGUGUUGUUCAUUUUUCCGUAACAGUCCUGUUAGAGAAAAGCCAAAGUCGUGGUGCUCUCGGACGCUGUUUUACGUCUUUAAAGGAGCAAACAGUGAGGUAAGGUAGAGCUUAGCUGAGCCCCUUUCUAGUGAAACAAAGUAGGGAAAAAGUGGUUCCAGCCUAAAGCCAGACUAGACACCCAGAUAGAGGGACAAGGAAAAUAUAUAAUGUGUUUCUCGACACCUCUAACCUAUCUCUUUGAGACUGGGGUUUUAGCUUUUUAUCCAUGAGGGGGAGGUGUAGAAGGAUAAAGAGGUGAGACACCUCUGUUCAUUAGCUACACAAGGCUGAGUAAUCCUCCCCUUAGCCUGCAGCUCUUGUUUCAGAACUAGCCUACUGCCAUGUGUGGCUUAAGCUUUUUUUUUUUUUUUUUUUUUUAUUACUGCUCUCUGAAGAGGAUUUAUUUGUUUCUUUUUUUUUUUAAGUCAGGGCUUUUGACUUUGUGGUGAGAAAUGAUGUUUUUCCGAUAAUUUUUUUCUGCUUGCCGAAAAAACCAAACUGGUCUGUAUAAUGUUUUUGUUGUUUUUAAUUUGUAAAUUGUAUACUUUUUCAUGAUGAACAAAAGCUGUUUGCCAUUUUUUUUUGUGAUCAGGUUGUUGUUGUUUUUUUUGUCUUUUUAUUUUGUAACAUGUAAAUUGUACAUUUUACGGUACACAGAAGACAAAAUCCUCUUCAGUUUGCCUGAAGUUGAAGUACUUGACCGAACUUGAGGUUUAUUUUCCUGAUCUCGAGGAUCGAAAUGAAAUUGUUGCAUCAGAUGAGCAUCUGUGUCUUUGUGAUGGAAAUGUGACUUGCUGCUUUAACUCUUGUAUCAAACAUUUUUUUCUAUCAAACAUUAGGGCUGUCAUUUUAUGCUGAUCAUGAAUGCUGUCGCUGUCCAUUUUUACGCCAGGUUCCUUAAAAAAAACAAAAAACAAUCUACUCUCACAUCCAGGAAUAGUGAGCACGCCUUCCAAAUUAAUGUCAACCCACCUUUUUGUUUACACGUCUGAGCUGCAUUACGAGCCUAGUUCAACUGGAUACCUGUAGGGACUUGAUAGUUCACUCUGUACCUGCUAAACUAAAUAAUCUUGAGGGACCACUCGGCCCGUCUAAGAAUAGAAAUGUCUCCAUUUCAGCUGACCACGUUGGCUUCACACAUUAAAUAAUGUCUGUUAAAUCAUCUAUAUUAAAGAAAGUACUGCAACCCCACCACCAAAACAUGCUUAGGCCACAUGCAAGCAUUCAAAGCAUUUUUUUUGAUUAUUCUCCAGCGUACAGCUGAGUUUUUGCUGCAUUCGUACAUUUUGGUGCUCUUACUGUAGAUCACAUGGCGAGGAAAUACAUGACUGUUGAGGCCAGAGCUCACAGCAGUUCUUUGAAUGAUCAGUAUGAGCACAGUGUACCGUCGGGACACAUACACUCGCCCCCUGCAAAAGCACACGGACGGAAAACCAAGUGUGGCAACAGUGCCCAGUUGGUUAUCUGUCAGGCUUUCUUU